Messenger RNA from Solanum dulcamara, 2200 nucleotides. Its product is annotated as B3 domain-containing protein Os01g0905400-like. The coding region runs from base 468 to 1856 and encodes 462 amino acids. NCBI's taxonomy places the organism in Eukaryota, Viridiplantae, Streptophyta, Magnoliopsida, Solanales, Solanaceae. The record is from RefSeq and is a predicted model, not a curated record. Gene Ontology annotation, molecular function: DNA binding. The transcript is spliced from 6 exons.
AUAAUUUUUUUUUAGUUUUUUUAGCUGCUCUGAAUGGGUAAUAGACAUGAUCUUCAAAUGGGGGUUAUGUAGAAACAUGCUGAUAGCUGAUUUGGCUGAUGGGCUACCUUAGCUUAUAAAAUAUGGAAGGAUCGAUCACGGCUGCAUUUAUUAUUUUUGCUUAAGCAUAACUUGACCACAGAACAUGCAUGUAGCCUAUUUCACUAAAACGCUACCCUAGAAAUUGAACGGUCAUCGUUAUGUUAACUAAAACGUUGCUUUAAUUAAUUAUUGUUAUUCAACAUUCAAGCUAUUAUCUGCCUGCAAUUUCGAUUUUCCUCUCUUUCUGCAUCUUCAGGUUCUACUUGUUGUGUAGCACCGUGCAUAACGUUCCAUUUGUUUCACCUAACCAAGAACUUACUUAAGAGCCUGCCUCUUUUUCAAGGAUUUAGAAGUUGUUUAGGAAGCAUAUUUAGUGGAGGGAGGAAAUGGAAUGCGAGAACGAAGCAUGUGAUGGGUGCAAGAAGGACUGCCUGUUGAUUCAUGGAAAAGGGGUUCUUUCUUUCUUUAAAGUAAUGAUUGACAAACGUUUCUUACAAGUUCUGUAUUUCCCCCCAAAGUUUGCUCGAUCAGUUUCACACCUGACUGAUCAGGAAACUUAUCUGGAGGACUCAAAUGGACAGCGAUGGAGGGUAACAGUGUGUAACCAUAAUGGUUCACUUUCUAUCCGGCAGGGAUGGCCUAAAUUUUCAUCAGACCAUGGUCUGGAUGUGGGCGACUUCUUGGUUUUCCACUAUGUUCCAGGUCAGCACUUCAUUGUUCAAAUAUUUGGAACAAGUGGUUGUGAAAAGAUGAAGUCCUGCAGUGAUAUUGGCAACGGAAGAAAAAGAGCAAGGACUUACCCUGAAGCAACUAUCCCGGCUGAGCUGUUUCAAACAACUGAUAUAAAUUCAAUCAAGAAAAAGAGUAAAACAUCUGCUGAAUCUGAGUCUGAAAAGGUCGCAUACAAGCCAAGUAUUGCCAACUUUGCAACAAACAUUGAUGCUGACACUGGGAAGGGACAAUCAGUACAUUCAGCUAUAGAUGUGGAUGAAUCAUUUUGUAUGAUUGAUAGAAGUUCUCAAUAUGAUCAAGGAGAUGACAGGUUGUGCUUGCAUCUGUCAAGUUUUGAAAUGCCAGCAAGCAAACCUCUUGCAGAAGGAACUAACAAUCCUUUUAAAGGUCACAUUGGAAAGGAUAAUCACGUUGAAACCAAUUUAAGAUCACUAACAGAACCAAAUUUAAAUGUUGAGAUCGACAACUUGAAUUCAGAAGCACUGUUGUCAAAGCUUGAGACUGGAAUCACGGCAACCAAUAUGGUUAGUAGUCCAGCAGAGGAUAUUCCACUGCCGUAUCCAAAAUAUAAGAAAUCCAAUGAAGCAUCUCAGUUUGCUAGGGAAGCAAGACUAGUGAAGAAAGAAUUUGAGGAGAUAACAACAGAAGCAUUUUCUCCUGCUAGAGCAAUACACAGAGGAGAGUACGCAAAUGGUAAUGAAAAAGUCAUCAAAAGUGAGCCUGCUGAUUCAGGAGACACACCAUCCCUUAAUGCAGUGAGCUAUUCAUGUUUGCUGGAGAUCGAUGGCCGGGAUUUUCUGGAAUUACCAGAAUCCUGGCAAAAAUAUUUUCUGCAAAGGGCAAAGCAAGGAAGGAUAAUUAUUUAUCUCCGAGGACCGGAUAAAAGAAUCUGGCCUACCUUUUAUCAUUGCAGAUCAGGUUUUAAUGUUUUGACAUGUGGAUGGAAACAAGUUACUGCAGUUUAUGGCCUGAAUCCAGGAGAUGAAUGCCUUUUUCAACUUGUAAAUCAGCCGAGACGCAUAUUUGAUGUACGCAAACUCUGAAAGUCCAAAAGUAAGAUGCGAAAGAACUACUUGAAAGUCCAAAAGUAAGAUGCGGAAGAACUACUUGGAGCUGUUUACCUUAAGCAGUUACAAGAGGAAUGAAAGAAAGGAGCUAUGCCAGUUUCUCAUUAAUUGUUUUUGAGCAACAUUUAGCUGUUGCCUGGCUGAGUCAUAUAUGAUGGCACUAACUCUUGGAUUAUUCUGUGAAUACUUUUUUUAAAAAAAAUCUAUUUCAUCUGUAUAUGGUAAACUGUUUGUGGAAUGGAAUAUGAAAUGUGAGAGCACAUGUUUCAUUUGUAUGUUAUAUAACAUGCAAGUUGAUAUGCUUAAUGCCUGUUCAAUUA